GAUCCUCCCGGCUAGCUGAAAUACCGAGGCAGCGUAUCCAUAGCUACGCAUACUGUAUUCGAGGGUAGAAUUUGUUUCCUGCCGACUACCUUCCUGUAGCCUAGCUCCGCUCGCGGGAGAAAACCGAUUGUAGCUCAGCCAUGGCCAGAGAGCGACUCAGAUCAAUUUACUCCUUCAAGAGCAGGACACUUAUCUUUUUAUCCCUUCUCCUGCUCAACCCUGCAUUUUCCCAGAAGGCCACUGGAUUUGGUGACUCCAGGCGGAGAAACAUGAAGGCGAAAGUCCGGCAGAUGGAUAUUAGAUGUGUUGGAGGAGACAACUUCAGAUAUUGUUCUCAAAGACGACCUUUAUUGAGAAGGUUUUAUCAUGCAUAUGAAAAUUACAUGGCCUAUGCAUUUCCGCAUGAUGAGCUAAAGCCUCUGACGAGCACUUUCACGGAUUCUCUCAGCGAACUUGGAAAUCUUAAGCUUGAACAUCUGCCUCAGAACUACCAGGGAUCAGCCCUGACUCUUAUUGAAGCACUUUCAAGUCUUGUUGUCUUAGGUAACAAUACAGAGUUUGAGAAAGGAGUUCUUUGGCUUUCUGAGCAUCUCUCCUUUGAUGUGGAUGCUCGAGUGAACUUGUUCGAGUGUAACAUACGAGUUCUUGGGGGGCUUUUGUCUGCUCAUAUACUAGCAACUGACUCUAAAAACAGGUUAGAGAGGGGAAUAUAUCAGAAUGAGCUGCUUGGCAUUGCUGAAGAUUUAGGAAGACGGUUUUUGCUGGCCUUUGAUACCCCUACUGGCUUGCCAUAUGCAUGGGUAAAUCUGAAGCACGGAGUCAUGGAAAAUGAGACAACUGAAACAAGCACAUCAGGAUGUGGUUCUCUUAUUCUUGAAAUGGGAACGCUAUCACGGUUAACCGGUAAUUCUCAGUAUGAAAAUGCAGCACGUCAUGCUCUUCAAAAGUUAUGGAGUAUGAGAAGUUCCUUGAAUCUUUUGGGAACUACUCUUGAUGUAAUUACUGGAGAGUGGAUUGAAUAUUCCACUGGCAUUGGGGCUGGUGUUGAUUCAUUCUACGAAUAUUUGCUGAAGGCCUACAUUCUUUUUGGAAGUGAUGAAUUCUGGGAUAUGUUCCAUUCAGUUUAUCUUGCCGUCCAAAGAUAUUUCCGUCAUGGUCCAUGGUACCAUGAAGCUGACAUGCGGACUGGGAGAGCUACCUACUGGCAACUUACAAGCCUCCAAGCAUUUUGGCCUGGUCUUCAGAUUCUUGUCGGAGAUGUAGCUGCAGCAAAUGCAUCACAUCGUGAAUUUUAUCAUGUUUGGAAACGUUUUGGUGUUUUGCCAGAAAGGUAUCUUUUGGAUCGGAAUGUGCUGCAUCCAACAGAGAAAUAUUAUCCAUUGCGCCCUGAACUAGCUGAAUCGACUUUCUACCUUUAUCAGGCAACUAAAGAUCCAUGGUAUAUGGAAGUUGGUGAAUCAAUUAUUAGCUCGCUCAAUCGCUAUGCCAAAGUUACUGGUGGUUUUGCUAGUAUUAGAGAUGUUACAACAAUGCAGCAGGAAGAUCAUCAGCACAGUUUCUUUCUUUCUGAAACAUGUAAAUACCUCUAUCUUCUUUAUGAUGACACAUUUUUAGCUGGCCAAAAUUAUAUAUUUACUACUGAGGGUCAUCCACUUCCCAUAAGAAGCUCAUGGCAUGAAAAACUACCUGAAUAUUAUAUUCCACGUAACUGGACAAGAGUUAAGAGUGAAGAUGAUGUGCUUCCUUUGAGCUCCAUGUCGCAGCAAGUUUGUCCAGUAACUUUCCUUGAAAAUACCGGCCGUCAGAUUGAGAGUGCUUGCCAUAUUCAUGAUAACCGAGCUGAUCAUAGGUGCAGGAGUGAUGAUGAAUGUGGUAUUGAUUCAACAACUUGUAGACGAAGAACGUGCAGUCUUGCAGGCUAUUGUGGCCUGUGGGUGUUCAUUGAUUAAUCGUAAUUACUGCAGAACACAGAAAAAGUCUUCUCCCGCUGGAAUAAUGAAAUCUUAAGAUGAUAUUCAGCCAAAUUACUGUACAUCAAAGAAACAAAACAGAUGAGUCUUGUAAAAUUUUUUUUUUUCUUGAAAUUUUUAUAGGAAAUGGAUUGAGUUAUUUGUCCUUCAGAGGGUAUAAUAAACAGCAUCAAUGCUCACAGUAUAGAAUAGUAUUUGUACUCUGUUAAGUAUCCAUAA
Phalaenopsis equestris is the source of this 2189-nucleotide messenger RNA. RefSeq names its product alpha-mannosidase I MNS5. Gene Ontology annotation, cellular component: membrane; endoplasmic reticulum. The transcript has 16 exons. The record is from RefSeq and is a predicted model, not a curated record. Bases 141 to 1949 code for a protein of 602 amino acids. Gene Ontology annotation, biological process: mannose trimming involved in glycoprotein ERAD pathway; endoplasmic reticulum mannose trimming; carbohydrate metabolic process. NCBI's taxonomy places the organism in Eukaryota, Viridiplantae, Streptophyta, Magnoliopsida, Asparagales, Orchidaceae. Gene Ontology annotation, molecular function: mannosyl-oligosaccharide 1,2-alpha-mannosidase activity; calcium ion binding.